UCUUGUUUAUUGAACUGUUGUAUAAAAUCACAUUUGUAAUCAUGCUGAUUUUUCGAUCAAAAAAUGGUGCUCGAUCUUCCUUUGAUAUUUUUUAACUAUAUAAAAUUACAUAAAUAUCCUAUAUACAUUUUCUGCCCCCAUAUCUUGAAUUUUCUUUUUAUACUUCAUGCAUUUUAAUACUGAAUCAUGCACUGAAAGAAAGCACAUGUGCACUAGUCUAAACUACUAGACUUCUUUACAUAGGCCUAAUCUAUGCGUGCACUCUGUAUGUGUAUUUUGUUUCAUUUUUGCAAUAAACUUGAUAAUGUCUAAUCACUUUGUUAAAAGAACUUUUAUGAUAUUAUCACAAACAAUAUAUAUCAAACACACCUAUCACAAAUGUUAAAUCACAAAUAAAGGGGUUAUUAUUGUUUUUGGUAUUGACAUGUAACUUGUCCGAUUGCAUGGGCAAGUAAAAACACUUGCUAAAACAUUCACUUGUCCCGGACAAGCGUUAAUGAUGAGCCCAGGAUUUAUGAUCCUAAUUAUUGUGCCUUUAUCCGGAGAGCAGAGUGUACCAAAUAUCAUACUUUUACAUAUUCAUGUCAUUGAAAACUGUUGUUUAUUUACUGUUUUUAAUUUAAACAUAAACCACAAUAACGGUGAAAGUAUCAAAGUAUCAAGUUACAAAAAUGCCCUCUACUCUUACACGCCAUACCACCAGAGUAAAAGGCACUUUACAAUAACAUAAACAGUAAAGCUGUAACGUUUUACCUAAUGUGUGUGUGUGUGUGUGUGUGUGUGUGUUCUGCAUAAAGCAAUAAAGUAUAUUGUUGAUAACCAUCAUUAGUCAGUCCGUAUGUAUUAUAUGUAAGAUAAAUGUGACAGUAUUUGAGAUGGCUAAUUUCUGUUCUCUCUCUGUCCACAGGAAAACACAUUCUGCAAUAUUUAUACACUUCCAUUUCUGGAGACGAUGAUGAAUUUACUACAGUUGGUCUGGUGGAUGACAGUCAGUUUAUGUACUUUGACAUCAACACGAUGAAAGCUUCACCAAGAACAGAAUGGAUGAGACAGAGUGAAAUCACAGAUUACUGGAACAGUCAGACAGCAGUAAUGAUUUGUGAACAUAAAUGGGUUUGAAACAAUGUCCCCACAAAGUCAACAGACAUGCACACACACCAGCUAGUAUAUGGCUGUGAAUGGAACGAUGAGACUGGAAAAACAAAUGGGUUCCGGAAGUUUGCAAUUGAUGGAGAGGUUUUCCUGUAUCUGGAUCUGAAGAGGAUGGAAUGGAUAUCCCCAAUGCAGCACGGCUUCAACAUUCAAAAGACGUGUAACAACAAAACCAUCUCUCUUGCGUACUGGAAAUACUACCUUGAAAAUGAGUGCAUUGAGAAUUUGAAGAAGUUCUUACAGCUUGGAGAGAACAGCCUGGAGAAAACAGUCUCUCCUCAGGUGUCUUUGUUGCAGAGGAAUGCCUCCUCUCCAGUCUUGUGUCAUGUCACAGACUUUUAUCCCAGUAAUGUUACAAUCACCUGGAUGAAAAACGGACAAGAGCAUUAUAAGGAUGUGAAGGCUGGUAAACUUCUUCCUAAUGAGGACGGGACCUUCCAGAAGACCGUCGCCCUGAAGACUGAACCUGAUGAGUGGAGGAGGAACGAGUUCAGCUGUGUGGUGGAGCACCAGAGCAGAACCAUCAGAAAGACCCUCACAGAGAACGAGAUCAGGACUAACGAUAGUAAGAGUCUACAUGAGGCUUAG
Carassius gibelio (silver crucian carp) is the source of this 1740-nucleotide messenger RNA. Its product is annotated as major histocompatibility complex class I-related gene protein. Lineage: Eukaryota; Metazoa; Chordata; Actinopteri; Cypriniformes; Cyprinidae. Bases 1147 to 1740 code for a protein of 197 amino acids. Gene Ontology annotation, biological process: immune response. Gene Ontology annotation, cellular component: external side of plasma membrane. The transcript has 3 exons. The record is from RefSeq and is a predicted model, not a curated record.